This is a messenger RNA of Hylaeus anthracinus, 1905 nucleotides long. RefSeq names its product putative inorganic phosphate cotransporter. Bases 84 to 1589 code for a protein of 501 amino acids. Gene Ontology annotation, cellular component: plasma membrane. The transcript is spliced from 7 exons. Lineage: Eukaryota; Metazoa; Arthropoda; Insecta; Hymenoptera; Colletidae. The record is from RefSeq and is a predicted model, not a curated record. Gene Ontology annotation, molecular function: transmembrane transporter activity. Gene Ontology annotation, biological process: monoatomic anion transport; transmembrane transport.
GAUUGAUGGAUUGUAGUGUCUUUUUCGCGAUUUACUCGACCCUAUCAAAGUAGUCGUGUGCACGAGUGAAAUUCGUUAUCAACAUGACGCACGCCAUGAAGAGAGUUUCGAUCAUUUCCAUCUCGGAGCGAAUGAAAAUACCAACGACUCAACCGAAAGCAUGGUUCGGACGUAGACACGAGCAGGUCGUUUUAAUGGCCUUAGGCUUCAUGUGCUGCUAUGCUAUUAGAGUCACCACGUCCGUGACAUUGGAAGCGAUGACAAAUGCUUCCUCUGCGAAUCCUGACUUCGAAGAAUUUCCAUGGGACAAUUCGACCAAGGAUACAAUUCUGAGCUCCUUUUUCUGGGGUUACAUAUGCACACAAGUUAUUGGAAGUAUAAUAGCACAACGUUGGGGUGCCCAGAAACUUUACGCGCUGGCUCAGCUUAUAUGCGGUUUGGUAACCCUUUGUAUACCCGUUGCCGCCACUUACUGCGGCUGGGAAGCUGUUUGCUGUUUUAGAGUUAUCGCCGGUCUCUGUCAAGGGACUGUACUUCCAUGCCUUCAUACGUUACUUUCAAAGUGGGCACCCGUGGAGGAAAGAGGGAGAAUGUCGACCUUCGUUUAUGCCGGAGGUUGGAUCGGGAACGUGAUCUGUUUGCUAAGUUCGGGUGUACUGUCAGCAUCCGCUUUGGGGUGGCCUAGCGUUUUCUACUUCUGGGGAAGUUUCACUGCUAUCUCUGGUAUCAUCUUCUUUAUCAUUGGCAAGGAAUCGCCAGCCGUCCAUUCUAGAAUACCUCACGAUGAAAAAGAAUAUAUCGAAACUAGCCUUGGUGCGACCGAAACAGAGGAGAUAUUACCAACUCCGUGGUUUGCGAUGUUGACUAGUCUUCCAAUGUGGGCACUACUGAUUACACAAUCCGCUCAGAAUUGGGGCUUUUGGAUGCUUUUAACGAAAAUUCCUUCGUACAUGGGAUCCGUCUUGGGUUAUAAUAUCAAACAAAAUGGUAUGCUGACUGCACUACCGUACUUCACGGCAUGGAUUUGUAGUUUUCCAAUUAGUUAUUUCUCGGAUAUUCUCAUCAGACGAAAUGUAUUUAGCAUUCAAACUUCGAGGAAAGUUUGCAACACGAUCGGUCAAUGGAUACCGGCGGCUGCAUUAAUCGGUCUUGGAUAUGUUGAUAAGGAACGACCUGAUGUAGCGAUAGCGAUUUUAGUUAUUGCCGUUGCUUGUAAUAUUGCGAUUUACUGCGGUCAUAACGUGAAUCAUAUGGAUCUCAGUCCAAAUUUUGCUGGUAGUUUAAUGGGAGUUACAAACACGGCUGCAAAUGUAUGCAGCAUUUUGGCUCCUCUUGCUGCCAGUGUUGUCGUCAAAGAUCCGACUAGUGUUUUAGAGUGGAGAAAUAUAUUCUUUUUGUCAGCUGUAAUAUAUUUCCUUGGGAAUCUUUUAUUUAUUUUAUUUGGCACGAGUAAAAUUCAAAAAUGGAACGAUCCUGUGGAAAAAACUAAAGACACCGUUUUGAACGCGGUAACAGAAUCAUCGAUGAAAAAUGGGUACACGCAAAAAACGAAAGCCGCCGAACAUGCGGAAAUCGAAAAAAACGUAUAACACAGCCAUGACACUAAGAAAAACGUAAUGUUUAACGAUAAAUUUGACGAUAUUUCAUUUAUUGUAACUGAUGUGAGUGAAAAACAUGUAUAAAGUUAUUAUUUAUUACACCUAUUUUUCUCAUUAUAUUGUAGAAAAGGAUUUCAAUAUGUGACUACUGUAUAUAAAUAUUCUUAUGAAUGUAUUAUAUUUAUUUAUUAUAAAAGUAUAGUAUAAUUAAGUUUAUGUUAAUUUUCGAAAAUACUGUAUUACAAAAAGCAUUGAUGUGAUUUCACCUUAAAGUAUACUUAUGUAAUAAAAAUGCAUUUUAAUUGUA